This is a messenger RNA of Chaetomium globosum CBS 148.51, 2664 nucleotides long. RefSeq lists its product as uncharacterized. Lineage: Eukaryota; Fungi; Ascomycota; Sordariomycetes; Sordariales; Chaetomiaceae. The transcript has 2 exons. The record is from RefSeq and is a predicted model, not a curated record. Bases 1 to 2664 code for a protein of 887 amino acids.
AUGACCUCCACAACUACAACAACAUCAACCUACAACACCACGACCAGGCAUACCUUGUCGCGGCGACCCGGCCGCAGCGGCAUAGCGACUGCGUCAACCCCGAACCUGAACCAGCUUUAUACGUCACAAACCUCGCGUUUAUUACCCCCGGCGCUUGCGCGCAAGGGGUCGGUCGCCGCGCUUACCCAGAACUCGUUGGCCUCCAUCCCUGAUGAUUCGGAAGGCUACGCAUACCACGCAUACAACUCGGAUCUGGCCAGCGACACUAUCCCCCCCAUGCCGCCACACACUCCGGGCCGCUUCGGCGGCGGCGACGAGGUUGCCAUCGGUGACACGGUCGACGUCCCGGGGAACAUGACGGGUACCGUCCGGUUUAUUGGGUCCGUCGCUGGGCGCAAGGGCAACUUUGCCGGCGUCGAGCUGCACCCCGAUUAUGCGCCUAGGGGGAAAAACAGCGGUGAUGUCGAUGGCGUUUACUACUUCACGACAGUACAACCGGGCGCCGGCAUUUUCCUCCCCUUAUCCAAAGCUGUUAAGCACGAGUCACCUGCCGUAACCGGCAACUCGUUUCCGAUCACACCAGCAAGCGGCGGUUUGAAAGUCGCCAACCAAAACUCUCUCAACUUCACGUCGCCGACCCCCGGUGUGCCCAAGUUCAGCCAGUCCGUUGGCCCCAGCCGUGCCUCGAGCCCACUGGGAAAGAAGACGCGCCCGUCGUUGCCACGCCCAGAGUCGCCUGUGAGGAGGCUGAUGACGCCAGGUCCCCGUCCGUCCAUCACCACGCCAGCACCGAAAACCGGGGCGCCCAAGUUUGGGAGCCCGAUAUCAGCCAACAAGUUUGCCCAGAGCGUCCGCGGCACUACUGGGGAUCCCAACAAACGGAUGCUGGGACAUGGGCGGAAAGGGAGUGUCGGGCCGCGUAGUGUCUCGGUCCUUGGGACCACCUCGAAUCCGCAUUAUACCGACGAUGACACGACACCAAUGGGCAUACAAAGAACACAGACGAACGGUAGUAUGGGUUCGGCCUCGUCCUUUUCGCUCAAGGUGCGGCCUGCGUCGAGGGCCAUGUCGCGUGCUGGUAACCAUGGCAACGACGAAGAGGUAGAGAGGCUCAAAACAGAGCUGGAAAAUCGGGAGCAGCAACUCAAAGAGCAGGCUGCGACGCUGGCCGAGAUGGAGACGAGUCUGACAGAGCUUCAAGGGCUAAUCGAGAACUCGGAAUCGCAUAUGGGACAGCGACGGAACAGCAUCGACGACAAGGACUCUGGGCAGCUUCGGGCUUUGGUGAGGGAGAAGAACGAUAAGAUUGCCAUGCUCACAGCCGAGUUUGACGCCCACAGAGCCGAUUUCCGUAGCACGAUCGACACACUAGAGAUGGCAAGCUCGGAGACGGAGAGGGUCUACGAGAAGAGGAUCGAGGAGCUGAUGCAAGAGAUUCAAGAGCUCCAAGAUAGGACGGCCGACGUCGACACUGUCGCGGCGCAGCUGAAACAGCUGGAAGAACUCGUUCAGGAGCUUGAAGAAGGCCUCGAAGACGCUAGGAGAGGCGAGGCCGAAGCGCGGGGCGAGGUCGAGUUCCUUCGUGGAGAGGUAGAACGGACGCGCACGGAGCUCCGCCGAGAACGGGAGAAGGCCCAGUCCUCUAUGAAUGGCCCCAACGGCGCCGCGAACAGCGGGUCCAUGUCCAAGGAGUUGGAACAAAAAGAGGACGAAAUCAGAGGGCUGAAGGCCAUCAUUCACUCGCUGAGCCGAGAUUCGGUCCCGAACGACAACUCGGAGAGGACUCCCACUCAGCGCCAGUCUGCUAUCCGUGCUUACCAGGGCGAGUCCAUCGAAGACCGUCUCACCCGCGAAAAGCUCGACCGCGAAGUCGCCGAGCUUCGUGCUUUGGUUGAGAGCAAGACCUCCCGGGAGGAAGACCUCGAGCGCGAGUUGGAGUCACUGCGCAGAGGCAGCGUCAUGACGGCCGUCGGGCCAGCUAGUCACCGUGCGAGUGCCAUGACUAUCGGGAGCGCCGCCAACGACCGCAGCUCGAUCCGUGACUCGCGCGGAACUGUCAUUGCACCGCCCAGCAUCGGCAGCCCCGAGCCCCAGCAGCACCUGGGCUUGGCCCCGCUCAAGCACAACCGCGGUACCACGCUUGACACUAUGCCUGAGAGCGACACCUACAGCACGGCCACGGAGAACAGCACACUAUGGUGCGAGAUCUGUGAGACCUCGGGGCACGACAUCCUGACGUGCACCAAUGUCUUCGGGCCGGACCAACAACAGCGGGACGACAGCAGCGAUAACAACGAUAUCGGCGGCGCCCGCACCCAGCCUAUCGAGGAGAGCGAGAACGAGUACCACGAAGCGGCCAACAUUAAGCCCGCCCCGCUAUCACCCAUCAAGUCGGCCAAGCCUACCCUGCCCAUCAACUCCCCCGUUCCCACUCCGACCACCGCCAUCGCCCCGACCUUUGCGUCGGCCCCGGUCCCAGCUCCGGCCCCCGCGCCGUCGGCCGCGCCUGCCACCUCGCCCGGCGUCAGGACCGUCCCUAACCCGAUGGAGUCGGGCCCCGUGGCCGGCAAGGACAGCGGCGUGGUGGAUGCCAGCAAGUGGUGUGCGCUGUGCGAGCGCGACGGGCACGACAGCGUGGACUGUCCCUUUGAGGAUGCAUUUUAG